CAUUCCCAUACCAACAGACUUGAGCAAAACUUCUUUGCUUUCGUGAGAGAGAAUUCGGGAAAUCAAGAAAAGAAUCUCUCUUUUAAUUUGUCUCUGAUGAAGUUUAGUAUCUCUACCUUAAAUCCACUAAAUUAAAGCAUUCACGUGGAACUAACAGUAUUGGUUAUGCCUAAAGAAAAUGAAUCUAAUCUCUUACUUCCUCCACAACAUUGUCAGUAAAGGUCUUUAAACAUGUUUUGAUAUAAAGAAAAAAAGAAAAAGAAAAAAGAAAAUAGUUUUGUGACAGGGAUAUUUAAGCAUAUUGGGGAAGCAUGAGGGGCAGGCAAACUCUCUUCAUUGUUUGUGUUCUUUGAUAAUGGCUAUUACUACGUUGAACUCGGUACUCUCCCUGAGCUCGAGUCAUCAUGAUAAUCAGACAAGAAUCCCUCUCAUUCUUUCCUCAAGAUCUCAUUCUGUUUCUCUCAUACACAACAAGCGACCUAGUUCCCUUGCGCUUCGUUGUUUCAACAAUGCCGAUAAUGUCUCAUCCGAAAAAGAUACCCCAAUCGAACUCAAGUUUUCAGCAUUUCCAACGGUUAUGGACAUUAACAAGAUCAAAGAGAUAUUGCCUCACAGGUUUCCGUUACUGCUGGUGGAUAGAGUGAUAGAGUACACGCCUGGUGUUUCAGCUGUAGCUAUUAAGAACGUCACUAUCAAUGACAACUUCUUCCCCGGUCAUUUCCCUGAUCGACCCAUCAUGCCUGGUGUUCUCAUGAUUGAGGCAAUGGCACAAGUGGGAGGCAUAGUAAUGCUGCCGGAAGUAGGAGGGUCUCAAGAUAACUUCUUCGUUGGCGGUAUUGAUAAAGUGAAAUUCCACAAACCAGUGGUUGCAGGAGACACACUGGUCAUGAGGAUGACUAUCCUCAGCUUCCAGAAACGCUUCGGGCUUGCUAAGAUGGAAGGUAAAGCUUAUGUGGGUGCCUCCUUGGUCUGCGAAGGCGAGUUCACGAUAGUUUCUUCUGCAGGUACUUCGUCCUGAUCUCACAGUCUCACUCGCUGCUAUAUGUGUUUUCUUUUUCUGUGAUUCUCUUGGCCUUGUGUGUUCUGUAUUAAUGUCUCUCUUGAGUGAUGAAGAGAUUCAUGAUAUAAAUAAAAUAAAUAAAGUUUGGUUUAACA
This is a messenger RNA of Brassica rapa (field mustard), 1155 nucleotides long. Its product is annotated as 3-hydroxyacyl-[acyl-carrier-protein] dehydratase FabZ. NCBI's taxonomy places the organism in Eukaryota, Viridiplantae, Streptophyta, Magnoliopsida, Brassicales, Brassicaceae. The record is from RefSeq and is a predicted model, not a curated record. Gene Ontology annotation, biological process: fatty acid biosynthetic process. Gene Ontology annotation, molecular function: hydro-lyase activity.